AUGCAGGCACAAUACUGCUAUGAAUCAUUAAAUAGAUCAUGUGAAAAGAAUGGUUGGUCCUACAGCAUCAAGAUCCCAAUGUAUGUCUUCAUGGUAAGCACAAUUUUAGCUACAGUGGCUGGUAACCUUGCAGUUAUCAUCUCGAUUGCUCACUUUAAGCAGUUACACACUCCAACAAAUUAUUUGAUUGUCUCAAUGGCCACUGUGGACUUUCUUCUUGGAACCCUUGUUAUGCCAUAUAGCAUGGUGAGAUCCGUGGAGAGCUGUUGGUACUUUGGGGAGUUGUUUUGCAAACUACAUACAAGUAUAGACAUCAUGCUCAGCACAGCAUCCAUUUUUCAUCUCUCUUUCAUUUCUGUGGACCGAUACUAUGCUGUGUGUGAUCCGUUGAGAUAUAAAACAAGAAUGACUGCAUUUACAAUGGUACUUAUGAUCUUUAUAAGCUGGAUGGUACCCGCCAUAUUCGCAUUUUGUAUGGUCUUUUUGGAACUGAAUAUUAAAGGAUCAGAAAAUUAUUAUUAUAAUCAUGUAAGCUGCUCUGGUGGGUGUUUUGUCUUCUUUAGUGAAACAGCAGGUCUAGUUUCUUCUAUGUUAUCUUUCUACAUCCCGGGAUUUGUUAUGCUUUGUGUUUAUGGGAAGAUAUACAUUAUAGCAAGAAGGCAAGCCAGGUCAAUCAGAGAUGCAACCAACCAGAACCAUUUCCAGAUAACUCUUGAAGGAAAACAAGUUUCAAGAAAUCAAGAAAGGAAAGCAGCAAAGACAUUGGGGAUAGUAAUGGGGGUUUUCUUAAUUUGUUGGUCUCCAUUUUUUUUCUGUACAGCUACUGAUGCAUUUAUGAACUAUAUUAUCCCACCGAUUGUUAUUGAUGCAUUUGUAUGGAUAGGAUAUUUGAAUUCUACUUUUAACCCAAUGGUUUAUGCAUUUUUUUACAUGUGGUUCCGCAGAGCCUUAAAAAUGAUUGUGUUGGGCAAAGUUUUUAAAAUUGAUUCUUCAAGAACCCUGUUGUACUCUGAAUGA
Bombina bombina (fire-bellied toad) is the source of this 1017-nucleotide messenger RNA. RefSeq names its product trace amine-associated receptor 1-like. NCBI's taxonomy places the organism in Eukaryota, Metazoa, Chordata, Amphibia, Anura, Bombinatoridae. Gene Ontology annotation, biological process: adenylate cyclase-activating adrenergic receptor signaling pathway. The record is from RefSeq and is a predicted model, not a curated record. The transcript has a single exon. Gene Ontology annotation, molecular function: trace-amine receptor activity. Bases 1 to 1017 code for a protein of 338 amino acids. Gene Ontology annotation, cellular component: membrane.